CCCGGAUUCUACCCUCGCCAUCUUCCCUUGACAACACACGCCGUCCGCUGUUCAUUACGCUCACGAUCUUUCCUGCUACCACCCACGUAUAGAAGACCGUCGAUAAGUCCGCUAGAUCCGUCCGCGCGCCCUCGCGACCAUGGGUGGCGACCUCAACACCAAGAAGAGCUGGCAUCCAGCGCGAUGGCAGAACCAGGAGCGAAAACACAAGGAAGAGCAGGCGAAGCGGGAGGAGCUGAAGAAAAUAGAGCAGCUACGGAAAGAUCGCGAAAAGGAGCGGGAGCUUGAGGAGUUGCAGCGACUACAAGAGGCCGCGGGCGGUGGCGGUGGACAACUUCAAAUCCUGCAGAAGAAGGUGGGGUGGAUGUAUGAAGGGCCUACGGGUGAAGCGGGUGGGGUCACGGAGGAGCGUGAGGGGUUUCUUCUGGGAAAACGGCGCAUUGAUGCGCUGCUGAAGAACGACGAGUCGCAGAAUCUGAGUAAAAGCUCGGCACCUAGCAUCGAUACGCUGGGCCCGGGCAAUGCGGGUACAACGCGUGACAUACAGUCCAAGAUCGCGCAGGAUCCGCUCAUGCUGAUCCAGAAGCAAAAGCUGGAAAUGCAAGUCAAACUGGCGAAGCAGGCCGAGAAACUAGCCAAGGAGAAAGAAAGGGAACGCAAGCGCAAGAAACACGGCCACCAUGAGCGCUCCCACUCUAAGGAUCGAUAUCGUUCACGUUCUCCUCGGAGGCAUCGAGACGACCGCCGCCUUCAUCGUUCAAAAUCGCGGGAACGACAUAGAGAUGACAGGGACAAUCACCGCUCAUACGCGAGAGACCGCUAUCGAUCACGCUCUCCGCGGCGAUACAGCCGGGACGACUCUGAAGAUCGCACGUACCGGGAUCACCGUUACCGGUCAAGAUCUCCAACCCGCAAAAGAAGAGACGACCAGCGGGAUGACCGCCGACAAGACCGCCUGGAUGACCGCCGAGAAGACCAUCCGGUCGGCCGUGAGAGGUAUCGGAAGCGUUCGCCGUCACCAUAUGCGGAUAAGCAGGCGGAAAGACUCGCCGCUAUGCAAGCUGACGCGGAAGCUCUGGAGAACCAGCGUCGCGAGCGCGUGAAACAACACGAGGCGGAGGACGCCGCGGAGGAAGAGAAGCAGAGGAGGAAUAUGAACGGAUCGGCUCGCCGCCUGGUGUCUGGUAUGCGCUUGGAAGCCGCGGAGCGCCGAUGGAAUGGAUGAUUUCGUAUUCUACGCACAUUGCUUCUUAUGGUCAUGGAUCGAAAGACGACAUAUGGAUUCGAGAAACAGGCAUAAAUGAGCAGAGAGCGGUGCUCCACUGCCCACGAUAAUGAUACCCGGUAAUUGCAUAUAUUAUCAACGAACUA
Molecule: messenger RNA, 1371 nt
Organism: Westerdykella ornata
Lineage: Eukaryota; Fungi; Ascomycota; Dothideomycetes; Pleosporales; Sporormiaceae
Exons: 1
Coding region: 140-1225 (361 amino acids)
Biological process (GO): mRNA splicing, via spliceosome
Cellular component (GO): U2-type spliceosomal complex
Source: RefSeq, a predicted model, not a curated record